UAUGGCGGCAGCGGUUACCGACUUUGAGCCGUGGUUAAAUGAUAAAUUAAAAUCAUUAAAAACCGAUGAAGGUGUAUUUGGAUCUUAUAUAUCAGGAAUUUUAGAAGGCGAAGAUACCAUUGAUGAAAAAAGAGAUGCUUUAGAGGGUCUUCUGUCUGAAAUUGUGGAGCAUGAUAUAUCAAUCCAUGUCACUGAAAUAUUAGAAAAAUGGGAAUCAAGUCGCCCUUUGGAAGAAGCUCCCAAACAGGCGACAGAUGUAGACAUUCAGUUAACAAAGAUGUUGGAAUCUCAGUCCCUCGCCACUACCACGCGACGAGAAUACACAGAUGAAGAGAAAAAGAUCCGGGAAGCCAUAUUGUCGCAGUAUAGCCAGCUAUCAGAUACUGAGGCUGAUGCAGAAAAUGUGGAGGAAACUGAGAGUCCUGACCUAGUCAAGAACACCAAUGCUUUGGAUGUAGCAGCUGCUGCCAGGGAGCGCCGGGAACAAGCACGGCUUGAUGCACAGCGUAAAAAAGAAAAGGAUAAAGAGGAUAGAGAAAAGCAAAAACAACUAAAGGAAGACAAGAAGGAAAAGCGCAAAACACAAAAGGGAGAGAGGAAGAGGUAGCAACUUCUUAGUUUACAGAGUGUUUGUUGUUAGGGUGCUCCAAAUUACAUAGUAAUAGAUAAAGCUACUACAUAUUGAAAUGUAUUGGAAUUAUCUUUUAGCUG
Molecule: messenger RNA, 711 nt
Organism: Cydia amplana
Lineage: Eukaryota; Metazoa; Arthropoda; Insecta; Lepidoptera; Tortricidae
Product: coiled-coil domain-containing protein 43
Exons: 4
Coding region: 2-607 (201 amino acids)
Source: RefSeq, a predicted model, not a curated record